Durusdinium trenchii is the source of this 870-nucleotide messenger RNA. The record is from the annotation of a GenBank genome assembly. Lineage: Eukaryota; Dinophyceae; Suessiales; Symbiodiniaceae.
AUGCUUCACCUGACAUGGGAAGAUCAUUACCUGAUAUUGAAAGACUGUUUGAGAUUCCACUGUUGUUUUUGUGCAGAAAAAGAUGGAUACACCCAGAGAGUCCCAGGGGUAUCCUCGGGGUAUCCUUUGCACAUACUUAGACUUACUGGAUACUCAGCUGCUCAGGCAGGUCGACGGUUGGAUGACAACGAACCACCUUGGAAGUACAAGGCUUGGGUCACCCCAGAGAGGAUCGAAAUCGAAGCGGACAUCGGAAAGGCCAAUCUCAAAUUCCUGGUGCAGUACUGCAACCUGUGGAACCCCACAGCGACCAACUGGGGCGCCUGCAUGACUGGCCGCGCUGGCGCGGGAGACAUCGUAAAGCUCGAAGGCUACUGCAGUGGUACACAGAUCUUCUGGCCUUUCCCCAAGGUUUCCUUGACCUUGGGCGGCUUGCUGGUCUAUGAUGACACCGCGGCCAUGGGCAUAGAACAGGAUAGAGACUUCUACUUGGAGAACAUGGAGGGUCGUGAACGAGUCUUGGGCAUGGAUGGCUGGAGCUACAAAUGGUACGACCGCGGCCAAGCCGGCACCAAAGAUACCUGGCAGAUCCGCUCCGCGGAUCCGGGCAUCACAGUGAUCGGCUCCGAUAGCCGGGUGUUUAUCCGGAACAUGAACACAGGACGACACAUCCAGGACAACAAUGGAAAUGUGCGAAUGAGCAGCAACACUGGUGGCUGGGAGAAGUUCAAGGUCUUGGAUGCAGGAGGAGGAAAGGUCUACCUCCAGAGCCAUCGCGGGGCAUACUUGGCCAUUCGCGAAGACAAGAAUUGGGGAAGUGCCCUGUCUGCUGUGCGAAUGUGCAGUGGGGACAGGAUUGGCAGGAGGUAG